AUGGCGGAGGGUGGCGGAGAGGACUCGGAAAAUCCAUUUUCGUUCAAAAAGUUCGUGAAGAAGAAAGAUCACAAUCAUUCACUGAGUGAUGAAGACAAAGAUAAAGACGACACGGAAGACAUGUUCCUCCUCCCAGACGUGUCGGCGCUGAAGAAAAAGGGGAAGGCAGCGCUGAUUGUUGAAGAUGAGCCCCAGGCCACUCCAGCCAAGAAAGGCAGUGAUGAAAAUCCAUUUUCCUUUAAGAAGUUUUUGUCUGGCCCUCAAACUAGUGGUGCAAGACCAAAGUCAGGAACGUCUCCCCGAUCAAGGAGUAAUGCCCCUGACUUUGCCAGCGAUCUCCCAGAUUUUGUACAGGAUCAUUUUCUUGACGAGACCCAAAUAAAGAAGGAGCGCAUAACCAGAAACCCGGAUCUUGAUCUUCCUGACUUUGCUCUGACUACAAACGUCGAUGACAAUGUCAGUGCCUCUGGUCAGACCAUGACCCAGUCACUGUAUGAUGGCGGUGACCUGCCUGAUAUUGGUGGCAAUGGUACAGAAAAUGGUGACCAUCACUUAGAAAACAGUGAUGAGUCCACAAGGAACAGACCAACAAUGCCAUCUAGUAUAUCCAGUCUUCCAGACUUCUUGUCAGACGGGGCAAUGAACAAUACAGAACUGUUCAAUGGUCACAGUAAUGGAGGGAGUGACGGUUCUGUGCACGGUGCUCAGAGAGGAGUGCGGGAUGUGUCAUCCUUGGAGGUUCAUGGAGACUUGGAACUGGAGAACAGAAGAUUACGAGAAGAGAAUCAAAAGUUGAAACAGACAGUUGAUGAUACCAAAAAGUUAGCUGUUAAAGAAACAGAACGGGUGUCUGAGCUGCUGAAGCAGAUGGAGAGACAGCAGAAGAAGGAGGCAGAGGAGACGGCGGUGAUGGAGCGAGCCGUGCAGCAGGUGGAGGCCAACCUUGUCACCACCACGCAAAGAGCAGUUAAGGCAGAAAACACAGUGGCUAAAUUACGACAAGAAGUGAAAACAUUGCAGAACAAGAUAUCAGCUUUACAAAGAGACAGGGACUCUUCAAGCACUGAGGAUGGUUUGUCUGCGAUCCGGGAGAGAACCAAGUACGCCUCCGACCAGCUGGCUGCCGCAGCUGACACAGGAGAACAGACAAUCAAACAACUAUUGACGGGAGUAGACAAGCUCCGCCUCUUGUCCCAAGUCCUAGCGUCCAUCGACAAGAUAACAGAUGCCCCAGAGGAAGAGAAUGCUGAGUCAGCACAGUCCUCCCACAACACAUGACAUCACGCAGCAUGACCACACACUCUAGUCCACAUCCACUGGUCAAAACCCUACACACCUGGUUGUUACAGGCGUACAAUGGUCACGUUUCCCACACACCUGGUCGUUACAGGCGUACAGAGGUCACGUUUCCCACACACCUGGUCGUUACAGGUGUACAUAGGUAACGUGUUUACAACACACCUGGUCGUUACAGGUGUACAGAGGUCACGUUUCUCUGGUCGUUACAGGCAUACAUAGGUAACGUGUUUCAUACACACCUGGUCGUUAUAGGUGUACAAAGGUCACAUGCUUUUGAGCAUCCUCUGUGAUACAGUGUAUUAUAUCUCACUCUAUUGCUGUAUAUGCCCUGAACCCAUUUCACCAUCAUAACUUCAUUUCGGCAGUGACGUCACCUGCUCCACCUCUAUAUGCAUGGAAUUUCUUUCACUUAUCAAUCACCGAACAAUAAUACUAAUUCUUUUACAUCCUGUUUUUUGGCUGUUAUCACACUAGGAUAUCUUUAUAUGUUUCCACCAGAAGUCCUCUUCACUGUCAACUAUCCACAACAAGUUGUGCAUGUAAUAGUAUCUUGCUAUCUUGCUACUCCAGACGCAUGUGCAGGGUAGAAAAACCUUGCAGUGUGUGCUGGUGACAACAUUGUGAAGAGUGUCAUAAAUUCUUUUUCUGAAGUUGUCUGCAGCACAUCAUUUGGUAGUCACACACUGUUUAAUCAAUAAUUAAGCAGACAUUAACUGCUCCACCCUCUAUGCACAGAAUUUGUUUGGUUGGUUGAGCGUGAAAUAACCAACCAAUGAAAAUCACUCUUGUAAAAAAGAGGUUGACAUAGAUCUACAUUCAAUCAAUAUAAAUUUUAUUAUGAAAACUUAAAAAUAGACUUUUAUGUGGCAAAUAUGUUUUCUGGGGUAUUACAAUUUGGGGAGGGAAGUCCUUACGCUACUGGGCGCUCCCAGUUGUAUUUGAGAUGUUACCCAUCGUACGAGUUGAGUACUGCUUGUUUCAAUUAUGAAAGAAAAGUAGCGUUGAUUGGAAAGCUAGUUUUUACCCAGUGUACUUCGAAAUGUACUUCAACAGAGAUAUCAUAAUGAAUGAGUCCAGGGUAUUUACCAUAUCAGAAUGUAGAUAUAAUACACUGCAUUAUCAAGGAUAGCUGUUUCCUUUCCUCGUUGCCAGGAUGGGGUAGCUCAGUGGGUGUGCUGCUCAAUCAUCAAUCCUGGGUUUUACUCCCCACAUGGGUACAAGUUUUCCUGCUGUGAUAUUGCUUCAAUAUUGGUAAUAGUGACUUAACCGUACUCCAUCAUGUAUUUAUUGUAGCUUGACAUCUUUCAAACAGUGAAAAGUGUUAAAGAAUAAUAUGUUCAGUCUGUGCCAAAAAUGUUUGCCUUUACCAGCCCGGACUUGGCUUUUCAGAGAUUUUAGUGUUAAAUGGACUAAUACUAGCUGAAUUUUCAAAUGCAAUCUGUAGCAAACAUGAUAGUGAAUUGUUACUAUGCAUCAUUACUGUCAUCUUCCUGAGGCAAGGGAGUUAACUGACUAUUAAAGUCCAGUUUCCACCCUUACCGAUCUAAGCUGGAAUUUCUGGGCUCGAUCAUAGCGCCAACAGUGGCUAUUAUGAGUUAUGUCCCUUCUAUGUCGUAUUGACCUAUCAGAUCCCCCUCUCAUAUCACUUGCAUUUGCUUUAAACAAAAUGGCAGCGCCCAGUCAAGACGAUCUGAUUAAUAAUCAAAAUCUGUAUUGUAAUUAAAUGGGUCUUCAUGAAGUUC
Molecule: messenger RNA, 3041 nt
Organism: Haliotis rufescens (red abalone)
Lineage: Eukaryota; Metazoa; Mollusca; Gastropoda; Lepetellida; Haliotidae
Product: endosome-associated-trafficking regulator 1-like
Exons: 7
Coding region: 1-1278 (425 amino acids)
Biological process (GO): positive regulation of cilium assembly; positive regulation of protein localization to cilium; regulation of cytokinesis
Cellular component (GO): ciliary basal body; centrosome; early endosome
Source: RefSeq, a predicted model, not a curated record